Molecule: messenger RNA, 2025 nt
Organism: Penicillium taxi
Lineage: Eukaryota; Fungi; Ascomycota; Eurotiomycetes; Eurotiales; Aspergillaceae
Product: putative HMG box transcriptional regulator
Exons: 3
Coding region: 1-2025 (674 amino acids)
Biological process (GO): anatomical structure morphogenesis; cell differentiation; negative regulation of transcription by RNA polymerase II
Molecular function (GO): RNA polymerase II cis-regulatory region sequence-specific DNA binding; DNA-binding transcription factor activity, RNA polymerase II-specific
Source: RefSeq, a predicted model, not a curated record
AUGUCUUAUGACCGAGUUCUCCCCAACCCUGCUGGUCUGCAGUAUGACACGCAACUCAGACCUAGCAAUCUGUUGGAUCAUAAGAUCAUGAACGAUUUGCCGGCGAACGGUGGCUCACCAUACCGUCCCGAUCCCAACUAUGUCGACAUACACCCCAAUGGUGUCCAGCAGAUGCACCAACAGAUGGUCUCCUUCAGCAGGCCUAAAUUUGCAAAACCAUUGGUGGGAUCACCUCGAGAUUCUCUGAUGAUCAAGCCUGGAAACGCCAUGGUUACCGUGAAUGAAUUGAAUCAAAAUGCCCGGAAGCGAUCAUCUUCUUCCUCUGGAAGCCCCAGCCCUAUACAGACGGCAUUAAAAGAGAGCUCCGAGCAGUUCUGCCUCUGCCAACCGGAACCGAAAGUCCCUCGUCCUCGUAACGCUUUUAUUCUAUACCGUCAGCAUUAUCAGGCAAUGGUCGUGGACCAUAAUCCAGGGCUAGCAAACCCAGAAAUCUCCAAAAUUAUCGGAAACCAGUGGAGGAGUAUUCCAGAAGAAGAGAAGAAUAAAUGGAAGGCACUGGCUGAGGAAGAGAAAAUCCGCCAUAACAGACAGUAUCCUGGCUAUCGCUAUCAGCCACGUCGAUCUGGUCGAGAUGGCAGCUCUCGUGUCUCAGGCUCAGGAAUCAGCCAGAACAUAUCUGGCAAGUCCCACUGUAACCGCUGCGGUGGUCGAUUCAUGCAUCCUCCAUCUUCUCCCAUGACUCCAUUUACCCCAAUCGGAGGGCCAGGGUUCCGUUCAUCAAGUAUAUCAGCCGGUCCACCACAGGCCGUAUCCAUACGGCGGGAGAAGGAUAGCAAAGAGCCACCCAAGCCAAUUCGAUUCGAUCAGAUGAAUACUCGUUCUGAUGGUGGCCACACACCAAAUCUCAAGCGUCGUCGUCUUUCCUCCCAUGCCGCCUUAAAAAAUGGCCUAUCAACCCACAGAGAGAGGAGUCCUGACUCCCCAUAUCCGAUGACUCCAUUCAGCGUUCGUCCUGAUUUGCAGCAUCAGCACUCUCGUCUCCCAAUGAUCUACCCACACAGGCAGUACCAGAGCGUAUCACAUCACACAACCCCAGAACCAAGCUGCCUGAAGCUGCCCCCUCUCCAAACAUCAACCCCAAUGACACCCACAACCCCAUUCUCUCAAGACGGCAGUGUCGAAGCAACCGUAAUGACAAUCCCAUUUCUGAACAAAAUCAAAGUCCUCGCCAAAAUCUCACCACCCCUCCUCCCUUCUUUCCGCGACUCCAACCCCCCAACCCGAGGCCCCGUCAUCGCAGUAGACGGCUCAGAUCCAGAACUCGUCCACUUCACAGUGGAAUACCUAGAGCGCCUUCUAAGGCGCGAACCAAAGUACCAAGUCCGCGUUUUUGACGGCCCAGAGGUAAAGCCACCCUCAGAAAACGGCAUGGGCGACGCAACAGUCGACUACCUCAACACAAUCUCAGCCUGGCACCGAGUCUCAGACGAGGUAAUCACAUAUGUGAAAUCAGUAUCAGACUCAACAACCUCCAUAGACUCAAUAGUAACGCCAAAAUCUGACUCACGCCAAAGCCUCUCUCCACGUUCCCUCGUCCCAAAAGCAGCCGCGAUGUCCCUCAACUCUCCGGCGCAGUCUAGCGACCACGGCUCAGAAGCUAGUCUCAUCUCUACUGCAACCAGUAGUCACCAUCACAUUAUGCCCAUCGCCAUUGUACCGCGAUACCAACUCACAACGGCGGAUGCCUUUGCCUGUUCAAUCCCAAUCCACGACUCGUACGCACCACUAGACCACUGGCAGUGGAUGGCAUCUCUCUGGCGUGCCUGUGUCGGUCCUGACAUCACGGUCUAUAUUCGGGAAUGUACGCGUGACGAGUUAGAGCGCGCGGGUGGUAAUACAGUCGAGAUACGACUGCAGGAUGCAAGGACAAUUAUUUUCAGGAAAGUUGUAGGGUCGCCACGGGAGCCGGAGGAGAAAUCACUUAAGAGGGUUGGGUUUGAGAUUGAGGACUUUUUGACCCAGUAA